Cynoglossus semilaevis (tongue sole) is the source of this 2727-nucleotide messenger RNA. RefSeq names its product spondin 2b, extracellular matrix protein (gene spon2b). NCBI's taxonomy places the organism in Eukaryota, Metazoa, Chordata, Actinopteri, Pleuronectiformes, Cynoglossidae. Gene Ontology annotation, biological process: cell adhesion. The record is from RefSeq and is a predicted model, not a curated record. Gene Ontology annotation, cellular component: extracellular matrix. The transcript has 6 exons. Bases 729 to 1745 code for a protein of 338 amino acids.
AUCUGCUCAAUCCAAACACUGGGCGAUUUAAAGACUAUAACUCUUCAACAUUUCGUUGACUAAAGUCUGAAUAUGACUUCAUAAGAGCCUGAAAAAGCCAUCAAAGAAGUCAAACAAAUUGACUGUGUCACAGGUGAUAUAACUUCCUGCAGCGCCGGGACUGGGUAGCUGCUCACUGCAGCUCAUGAACCUCGGCAGAAGACAUUUGGAGAAUUCUAGAAAUUUUACUAUCUAAAUAAGUCAUAGUUCUGGGCACAGAGUCACACAGCUUCACACUGUGAAAUGACACCAUACCCACGGUUCUGCACGGGACACCUGGUGGUAAAUGCUGCACUGCUGAACACAUUAGCCAGUUAAUGGGGCACUUAAAAAAAUGUAGGAGAGCAGGAGCAAGAGGAAGAGCCAAAGUCAAAGGGCAUGGAGGGGGCAGUCAGAAAGAGAGGCUGAGUGUAAAAGUUGAGCAAGUUGAGGAGGGAAAAGAGGCAUGAUGGAGAAGGGGGAGACAACGAGGGGAAGGAGAGGGAGAGGGGUAAACCACCAGAAAGACAUAAAUAGGCGAAAGAGGACUUGGAGCCUCGCAGUCAGUCUUUCAGACGGCCACAUCCACCACUCUCCUCUCCCCUUCUCCUCACCUCCAGCCCUCCUCUCCACUCAUCUGCAUCCCUUCAUUCAUCUGGAAACCUGAGCAAAAAACAGUCGCUAUCCUCUUAAAUAAAGCACUGAUCAGAAUGGACUACCUAAGGAACAAUCUCCACAUCUUCGAGGCACUCUUCCACCUAAUUGUCAUGAUUCUGAAUCUGGACCGGGGGCUUGAUGCCAUGCCUGUUCCCACUGAUGUUCCAAUGUGCACAGCCUCAGAAACGGCACAGUACAGUCUAACCUUCACUGGCAAGUGGACCCCGGCGGCUUUCCCUAAGCAGUAUCCAGUCUACAGGCCCCCAGCACAGUGGUCAAACCUCAUUGGCUUGACUCACAGCUCUGACUACCACAUGUGGCAGCGUAAUGACUUUGCCAGCAACGGUGUGAGGGAGUUUGCAGAGAAAGGCGAGGCCUGGACGCUCAUGAAGGAAGUCGAGGCGGCCGGCGAACGCAUCCAGAGUGUUUAUGGGAUCCUGUCGGCUCCCGCUGUCGUGGGAGGAACGGGCCAGAUGAACACCGAGUUCGAGGUCUCCACCAGGCACUCCUAUCUGUCAUUUAUAGUACGGAUCAUUCCGAGCCCAGACUGGUUUGUAGGUGCGGACGGUGUCAGCCUGUGUGACGGCGACACCUGGAAAGAGAACAUUUCUCUGGACCUUUAUCCAUACGACGCAGGAACUGACAGUGGCUUCACCUUCUCUUCACCAAACUUUGAAACUAUUCCCCAAGACAAAAUCAUGCAGAUCACCUCCUCCUUUCCCAGCCACCCUGCCAACUCUUUUUUCUACCCACGCUUGAAACACCUUCCGCCUAUGGCCAAGGUAACACUGACCAAGGUGAAGAAGACCAAUCAGAUCAUCAGCCUGCCCCUGGAACCCACCCAGUCCAACCUCCUGCCAAUAGGAAAUGAAAUAGAGGAUACGCUUAUCAAUACCCCUCUGGACUGUGAGGUAUCCAUGUGGUCUCCCUGGGGUUUGUGCAAGGGCAAGUGUGGAGACUCAGGUGUGCAGCACCGCACUCGCUACAUCCUCAUGCAUCCUGCCAACAAUGGAGCAGCCUGCCCCCUGUUGGAGGAAGAGAGGAAAUGUUUCCCAGACAAUUGCUUAUGACUAGGCCGGGAAAGGAGGGAGAAAAAGGAGAGGAAAGAGAGGAGGGAGAGAAAAGAAAGGAAAGGCAGAAAAGGAAGGAAGGGACGAAGAAGGAGAAACAACAGUAAAAAGCCUUCGCUAUAUUUACAUUAAAAAGGGAUUCAAAAUCUCUUUCUUCUCUGCCUUGCAAGCAGCUAUGUGUAGGACUUGUGUGAGUCCAUAGGGCUGAAAAGUGCUGAUGGCACCUGGUUUUACGCAGGCCACACACCAAAUGCCCAUAUGUGGCUUGAAGGCUGAUAGUAACUCAUUUUUGGUCACAUGAUUUGUCUACUCCGAACCCAAGGUCUUUUUUUUUUUAUCUCUGCAGCCUAAAUAAACCCACGCAGGGCUGCCUUGACCUGUUGGCUGUGUGGACACUCCCUGUCCUGGGGGAUCGAUUCAGUCUAAUUCUAAGGUCUUUAAAUGUUAAAUGUUAAAAACUCUGACAGCACUAGAGAUUUGUACUUGUACAGUUUAUUUUAGCACAUAGUCAAAACUGGUAAGAAAAGUGUGUAUUUUAGAGAAAAAAUCACAACAAAUAAAAUGUUAAAAAGCUGGAUUUGUUUGACAUAUCUGGAGAACACGCAGAAAUGUUCUGCCUCCCAGCAGCUUCAGUCAAAAAAAAAUUGGGAAUAGAGCAACACUUCAGUCCUCAUAUCCAUGACUUACUGCAUUGGCUAGACUACAGAUGAGUACAUAGACUAAAAACAAUAAUGUUUACAUGAACAUGUGGUUAUUUUCCCGAAGACCAAGAAUAUAUUAUUAACAGGAUUUUAACCUGUGAUGUACAGUAUAUCACCUGAUGUGUCUCCAUAUAUCAUCUGAUUUGUAUUCCUUGAUGUAACUGGGAUUAGUUGAAUGGAGGUAAAUGGUAAAUGGCAGUUAUGGUCAGAGAAGAACCUAAAUUCUACAAAAACAGUAUGUUUUUUCAGUAUGGUCAAUAAAGUGUAAAUAUACCUGAAAA